CUUAUAUCAUGCCAUUACAUUAAUAAGACACACAUUUUGAACUAUAUUCAGUUAAUUAUAAAGAAGGUUUAACUUUAAAAAACAAAAUGAGAAUAAUUAACAUGUACUUUAAAAUUUGGAUUUUACAAAUUGGUGUGUCUCAUGCAGGUGAAUGGUGCCUCUACGACGGUGAAUACGACUACUGUAGUAACGGUUGCUGUCAUGAAGGUUGUUGUAACGUGCCCUGGUUGGUUUGGGCGAUAGUCGGUGGUGUCAUUGGGGGCAUACUCUUCAUCAGUUUUAUUGUAUGUCUGAUAUGCUUAUGUAUGAAGAAAGCAACUAAACAGGGCCGAGUGAUACAGCCGGAUGGGUCUGCGCUUCAGCCGCCUCCAUACCCUGCAGCAAUCACCACCCUGCCAUACCCACAAAAUCUAGGGGUAUAUCCUCAACAACCAACAUAUAAUCAGCAGCCCACAGCACCGCCGGCGGAAUAUCCACCGCCUUAUCGUAAUCUGUAUGAGGGAGAACAGCCACCACCGUUACCGGCGGGCAUGAGUAGUCAGGGGCAACACUGAAGUAACUUCUGUGUAAGAUGCCUGAACGUUAUUGCUGGCUGUUCAAAAGUGCCUGGCUUGCCCACAAUGCCAGACAUAGACAAUGCUCACAGAUUUAAAAUUCAAAUAUGUCAUUGACCAUUUUCAUCUUGUUGUCUUUUUGUAUAAAUCAGUUGAAAACAUAAAUGGAUUAUAAAUAGCCGAAAUCUGAAUCGCAUUGGAUUAACGAAGACAACAUGCGACAGUUCUGACUAAAAUCACGGUGCAUUAGAAUGGUUUAACGUCGAGUAAAGUAUUGAUAUGAUGAUGGUUUCGAACAACUGGGUUCAGUUUGACAUCCUGUAAACGCUGUUUAUAAGGAAUAAAAGGCGGCCAUGAACUGGGUCUAAACUUCAAAUUUAGCUCAGUUGUCGUUGUCUUUUUUGAUUAACGGCAAUUGUAAUUAGUUACAGAUAAACAAUGCAAUGUGCAUUUAUGCAUUCCAUGAGCAUGAAACUGGAUUCGAUAUUGUUUUAUUAAUUUUUUUCUUUUACAUGUAGUUUCAGCUACAGAGAAAUAUGAGAAAAAAGAUCACAUGAUAUGUUGAAGGGGAUAUCUAAGUACCUGUCAAUCUUACGAUAUCAUAAAAGGAAGGGGAUGGGGGCGUGGAAGAGAGAGAGAAAUCUAUUUCAGUGUCCAGUGAGUGUCCACCGUGUUUAAGAUCUAGAUAGGAACUGAUUAAGUUUUAGCUUUGGCACUCAGUUAACUCCUUGGGCGGAAUACCAACUAAAAGUCUGCAGGAGAACGUCUUAUUUUUCUUAGAGAGGAACUGUUAAAGUCUUUGUGGCCAUUUAUUUUAUCUAAAUUUUAUUUCAAAAAGAAGAAUUUAUCUACAACGAAUAUUGUGAUGAAAAGAAAGAAAUACACUUGUAGACUUUAGAAAAGGUGUUCUAGUAAAUUAGUUAAUCCUUUAUCAGUGUUACAGAGGAAGCCUUCUACCUUAGUGUCCGCAGUUGCGUAAUGUAUUUGAAAACUAUGUACACACUACUAGUUAAUGAUUGAAUAAAUAAAAAAAAAUCAAAACGUGAGUGAAUAAAUAAAAAUUUUACGUGAUUAAAUAUUAUUUAUAAGAUUUUUAUAACGUAGCAAAACAUUUAAUUUUCGUUUGCUUUUCCACAUUGUAGUUUAAAACUGCUGUUCUUGUCACUUUUCGGGUGUUUUCAACAAAGGAGAAAACGUGCGUUAACAGAAUGAUUAUCGCGCUUACGUGCUUUUAUAACACCAUUUUAUAUAUGCGCGUUCCGUGGCAAAGCGUAAUUGCGUAUUACGGCCUCAAAACGGAUAAUUCAAAUGGAAAUGGCGUCAACGUGAGAGAACAACUCAGAUAUUCCCGCGCAUUUCAUGGAAAUCUAAUGGCGUUGAGGGAAAAUGUAUUCGUUAAUUUUUAUGC
Mercenaria mercenaria is the source of this 1962-nucleotide messenger RNA. RefSeq lists its product as uncharacterized. The transcript has 3 exons. Lineage: Eukaryota; Metazoa; Mollusca; Bivalvia; Venerida; Veneridae. The coding region runs from base 87 to 554 and encodes 155 amino acids. The record is from RefSeq and is a predicted model, not a curated record.